Neurospora tetraspora is the source of this 2598-nucleotide messenger RNA. Its product is annotated as patatin-domain-containing protein. The transcript is spliced from 2 exons. Gene Ontology annotation, molecular function: triacylglycerol lipase activity. The coding region runs from base 174 to 2579 and encodes 801 amino acids. NCBI's taxonomy places the organism in Eukaryota, Fungi, Ascomycota, Sordariomycetes, Sordariales, Sordariaceae. Gene Ontology annotation, biological process: lipid metabolic process. The record is from RefSeq and is a predicted model, not a curated record.
UCCGCUUACACCACCCUAGAGCCCGAAUCUCCCCACCGGCGCUUACAAGCCGACUCCCUUCCGCCACGGCCGGCCUCCGUAUCGAUACCCGACUCCAACCCUCGCACCGCAGGCACCUACGUAAACAUCCGACGCCGUGCUCCGACCGUCCGAUCUCCUAAUACCGUACUCCAAUGACCGACCUCCUCGUCCACGGGCCGCCAGGCAUCCGUGUCAGCCCCGGCAGCCCCGAAUGCAGUGAUUGUGGCACUCAAAAGGGCUCUUCCCAACCCUUGGCUUCGGCACUCAAGAAAAAGAAUAACAAGGUCGAAAAGCACGUCGUGUUCCGGCCCCUCUCGAAAGUCAUCCGCAGCGCCAGCAACUACGUUCUGUCAUGGCGUGACGGCCUCACCCAGUCAGAGAGGGAAAACAAGCGGAGGAUCGAGGAGAGGAUGCAGUUCCUAGAGGAUGUCAUGCACAAUGCCACCAGCGCAGAGGAAUGGGAAACGGCCGCCAAGGAACUCGACCACCUCGAAGGCAACGACGCGUGGAAACUCGAUCCCUCGACCGGCGACUACCACCCCGACAUCAUCGAGACCAAGCUACGAGACCUGGAUCAUGAUCGGGAAAAUGGCGACACAAGGGAAAUGAUGUAUCUGGUCCGCACGGCCCUCUCACGCGACCUCGGUGGAAUGGGCAACAUCGACUUGUACCGCCAUUCGUAUGUCGGGACUAAGAAAUUGAUCGAGGAUUAUGUUGACUCGGCCGUCAAAUCAAUUGACGCACUGGUGGACCAAAGCACCCAAACAUUGCCUGCCGACAUGGAGGCCAAGGAUCUGCUGGAGGGCAUGUUGUACGCAAGACAGAGCUUUGGGAGGAGCGCCCUUCUUCUGAGUGGAGGAGCUACUUUUGGCAUGUCGCAUAUUGGGGUCAUCAAGUCCCUAUUCGAAGCGAAUCUUUUGCCUCGCAUCAUCUCGGGCGCCUCUGCUGGUUCCAUUGUGUGCUCUAUCCUUUGCACUAGGAAGGACGAGGAGAUACCCGAUUUGAUCCAGACCUUUCCUUAUGGCGAUCUCGACGUCUUCGAGGGCCCCAACGACGGCAUCUCCGACAGUCUGCGCAGACUUUUCACCCAAGGGAGCUGGGCCGACAUAACGAACCUUACCCGAGUGAUGCGAUCCCUGCUUGGCGACUUAACGUUUCAGGAGGCCUACAACCGGACACGAAGGAUAUGCAACAUUUGCGUCUCGACCGCCUCUAUUUACGAGCUACCUCGGUUGCUCAACUACAUUACGGCUCCGAAUGUCAUGAUCUGGUCCGCAGUGGCCGCUUCCUGCUCCGUCCCGCUCGUUUUCCAAGCAGCCCCGUUGCUGGUCAAGGAUCCUACGACCGGCGCCCAUGUUCCGUGGAACCCAACACCGCAACGUUGGAUUGAUGGCUCCGUGGACAACGACCUACCGAUGACCCGUCUCGCCGAGAUGUUCAAUGUCAACCACUUUAUCGUUUCCCAGGUCAACCCCCAUAUCGUUCCCUUUCUCUCUAAAGAUGACAGGUUAUAUCCUCGGAACCAUCCCGGCCGCCUUCGCCAACAAAAGGCUGCCGCACAAGAAAACAACAGCGAGUGGCUCUAUUACCUUACCACUCUUGCCAAAGAUGAGGCCGUCCACCGACUGCAUUUUCUGACUGAGUUUGGCAUCUUUCCCGGUCUUCUGACGAAGCUCCGGUCUAUCCUUAGCCAGCGAUAUUCUGGGGACAUUACCAUUUUGCCAGAACUUGAAAUGCAAGACCUCCCUCGCAUUCUCAAGAACCCAACAUCUGAGUUCAUGAUCCGAAACUGUCUCAUAGGUGAACGAGCAACCUGGCCGAAACUGAGCCGGAUUCGAGACAGGCUAGCCAUCGAGCUGGCCUUGGACCAGGCCGUCCACGCCCUGCGGGCCCGCGUCGUCUUUGGUAAGAGCCAAGUCGACCUCCGUCGCAUCAGUGGCGCCACUCUCGGCCCAGCUGGCCAGCCCACCCCUGGCUUCCUGCGCCCUCCGUCCUCCGGAGAAGCCACGCCUGGCGAGCAUCAGCAUCAUCGCACCCGGCAUCAUCACCGCAGAAGCUCUGCUAGCAGCGUCCAGAUCCUCGCCUCUCGACACAGAAAGAUGUACCAAAACCAUGACGACGACUACCUAACUGAUGACCAAUCCGAAGAGGACGAGCGUCUGGAGAUGAGCUACCAUAGAGGUGCCCACACUCGCCCUGGGAGCGUCACUCCGCACGCCCGAGCGCCGGUUGCCCACACCCUCGCCAAGCCGCGGUUGCAGAGGUCCGCUAGGAGCGCAAGCCACAUGUGGGAAGGGAGACCUUGGUCCCAGGGUCACGCGCAUCCUCACCAUACCCAUGGUCAUAGCCAUGGCCUCCAUCAGGCAUCGCAUACCUUGCAGCAACUCGUUCAGCACGGCUCGGGAGGAGACGAACCACCCUUUGACUUUUCCAGACCUUUGUCACCGCCCACGAGUCAUGCGGGGAAUUGUUCGACUGUGGGGGUUGACGAGAUGGCCGGGGAACAGAAUGUGAGGCACUCGGAUGCGGAUGAUGAGAUUCAGAGUGAUUCUGUGUAGGCAGAGGGCUUGGCAGGGG